This is a messenger RNA of Chironomus riparius, 2887 nucleotides long. NCBI's taxonomy places the organism in Eukaryota, Metazoa, Arthropoda, Insecta, Diptera, Chironomidae. The record is from the annotation of a GenBank genome assembly.
AUCGCACAUAUGAGUGAAAAAAAUUAAGAAAAAAAAUAAAUAAAAAAUACAGCAAGGCUAUCAAAACGCAGAGAAAUUUAUGUAAUGAUGUCAUCAUUUUCAAUAUAAAUAAAUUAAUAAUAAUUGUGAAAAUAAAACAUGUUUUACAUGAAGAGUUCAUUCAUACUCGUGUUUGUUGUCUUUUACAUUGAGUUAAGUAUAUUUGAAGAAAUAUUAACAUAUGCAAUAUCUAGUCAAAAGAGUCAAUAUGAUGAAGACCAACAGAUGAUAAAAGCUGUUCAAGAUUCCAUCGUAGAAUGGAAGUUAAAAAAAGCGAAGCACAGACACAAGCGGCAAGCGAAUGUCGUUUGCUAUGGCGAGCUUGGAUGUUUUGAAGAUUCUGGACCGUAUGGAUACAUAGACAUGCUGCCAAGUUCACCUGAAGAAAUUGAUACCAAAUUUUACGUUUACUCGACUAAGAAUAGAUCAGAAAAUCCAUUUUUACAAUUCUCAUUCCAUGAUAUUUCUCCAUAUUCAUUAUUAAACGAGACCUUAACAACAACCACAACGCAAAAUCCAUUAACAAAUAAUCGAAUUGAUCGUCAAGAUCGCAAUGUGAGAGCGUCAAGCAGUAAUAAUAAAAGUACAUUUGAUCCAGUGAAGGUUUACAAAAAAUUCGGUGAUAUGAACAACGCGUCAAUGAGAAUAAUAGUUCACGGCUUUGGAUCAAAUUGUCGUCACGAGUGGAUAGAUGAAAUGAGAGCGGCAUUAAUGGCAGUAGAAGAAUGUUUUGUAAUGUGUGUUGAAUGGGAGAAAGGAGCGUUAUUACCAAACUACGUCAAAGCAGCUGCAAAUACAAGGCUAGUGGGCAAGCAACUUGCAUUUUUAUUGAAAGGUCUAGAAAAAAAUAACGGGUUGAACUAUACGCGAGUGCACAUCAUUGGAUUUUCUCUCGGAGCGCAUGCAUCGGGAUUCGCCGGAGCGGAACUAAAAAGAAUACAGCGAAUAACUGGCCUAGAUCCUGCAGGCCCACUUUUCGAGGGAUCCCACAUAGCAGCGAGGCUAGAUGAAAGCGAUGCAGAAUUCGUUGAUGUUAUUCAUUCGAACGGAGAAAAUUUAAUUUUGGGUGGUCUUGGAAGUUGGCAACCAAUGGGUCAUGUAGAUUUCUAUCCAAAUGGCGGUAAAAUACAGCAUGGAUGCUCAAAUUUAUUCUUAGGUGCAGUAACCGACAUCAUAUGGACAUCAUCAAAAGAAAAUGAAGGCAGAUCACUUUGCAAUCAUCGUCGAGCCUACAAAUUCUUUAUUGAUUCUGUUGCACCGCGUUGCCUUUUUCCAGCAUUUCCAUGUGAAAGUUAUGAAAGUUAUUUGAAAGGGAAUUGCUUCCAUUGUCCGAAUAGAAAAGCAAAAUCUAUUAAAAGUUCAGCAUCAAGCGAAAUAAAAAUACAUGAUCGUGUCGACUCAAUAUGCGGUGCAAUGGGCUAUUAUGCUGAUAAAUCAACAGGUAGAGGCCAAUUAUAUUUACGAACAAGAGAAGAAGAACCGUUUUGCGCUCACCAGUAUAAAAUUAAGCUGCACAACUCAAUCACAGAUUUGCCAAUUCGAACAAUAGGUCGCAUUGAUAUUGAACUUGAGAGUGAAGGUGGACUGUCUGAAACUUUUACUAUCACUGACCGCGAUGACCAAGAGAUAUUUGCCGGUGAUUUCAUUUCCAAAAUUAUUGUUCCACAUCCAGCACUUAAUUUCCCAAAGAAUCUCACAAUUACGUAUCAUGUUUAUCGUGGAUGGCUGACACGUGGCCUAUCAUCAUGGAGUGUCAAUAAAGUAAUUUUAAGUGAUAGUUUCGGUGAAAGCUUUUCAUUAUGUAAAAAUAUUGAGCUGGAAUCGGGUAUUCCCGUCCGUUUGACAUUACAAGAAGGUGAUUGCUAUGAAGAAGAAUUACUUCUUGCAGCUAUAAUGACUGAGCCUUCAACGACUACCGAUUCAAUUGAAUUAUCUCCUUCAGAAACAGCAGAAGCAUUAAAUGGGGAAAAUCUAGCGAUGGUCAAUAAAACUGGCGAAGUCAUUGAAUUGGGAAAGCACAUGAUUAUUAAAAAAAAUGAAUCUGCAACAUCAAUAAUUGCAACGAGUUCAGAAAAAUCAAUUUCAGUCAUGUCUGCUGACUCAUGGAAGCCAAUUAAAAUUAAUAGUCUUAAUGACUCAUUAGCUACAUCCAAUAGCACAAAUUCUAUUGAUGAAGACAAGUUCCUUAAUAUUGGAGAGAAAAUGCCAAAAGCUAAAACUGAAAAGCGAUCAUUUGGUCAAUCAGGUGAUGAUUCAGACCAACCAAUUCGAGAUGAUUCAACAGCUGUAGAGGAACCAAAUGAUAUUAAUGCUGUAGAAAUGAAUGAAACUGACAGCAACGAUGAAAAUAUUAAGGAAUUGAUUGAUACAGAAAAUGAUACAUCCGAUAAAUUUGUUACAGUUCAAUUGUUCCCGUACCGUCUAGGUGAUAUUUUCGAGCGUGCCGAGAAAUACGCAAAAUAUACAUUAUUUCCUUUGUUAAGUGAACAAAUCUCAAACAUUUUCAGUUUCGAUGGUAAAAAUGAAAAGGCAAAUAAUAAUAAUAAUGCAUCGCCGCAGAUGAAAACGAUGAGAAAGUUUGACGUUGAAGAUGAUGAGAGUGCAUUGAGUAUGGAAAAAGUACAAACACUACAGAAAAUGUCCAUAAAAAGCGAUAGUAUAAGACCGCCAAUUGAAAAGUUACUCAACACCAAUUACGAUUUGAAAGAAGACGAUGAAAUGGAAAGUGUUAGAAUUAACUUACCUACCUAUAAACCACCACGAGAUAGUGACAAAAUAUUCAUUCCGAUUGAUAGAGGGAGUGUAUAGUGAUUCAUAGUGACUUAAUAAAGAAAUUUUUAAUUUUUGU